CUUAUCGAUAAGCUCUACAACGCCUGCCCCUCUAUAUUCUUGCAGUUGUACCAGGGCAACUCUUCUAAUUGCUAACAUUUUAAACCUGUCCUCCAAUAAUCUUUCUUGAUCUCGUGACGAUCUGUCCGAGAAUCAAAGUCUGUCGUCAUGGAGGACAAUGCCGAAAAGGCGGAGGCCGAGACAUUCCUCAAGUCGCUUCUCAACAAGAACUUGCGCAUCUACACGACAGACGGGCGCCUAUUCAUAGGGACGUUUAAAUGCACCGAUACCCAUAGCAACGUCGUCCUAUCGCUCUGCUACGAGUACAGGCAGCCGUCGCAACAGAAACUUGCCGAAGCUGCAGCCGCAGCAGCAGCCAGCGGCUCCGGCAAGGAGACGGUCACCGCGGACAUGACAUCGCGUUACUUGGGACUCGUCGUAGUCCCUGGUGAACACAUCGUCAAGAUGGAAGUCGAAGAAUUCGCUAGCCAGGUUAAAAGCCGCUCGAUAUUCGACAGAAAGGACAUUUACGGUCACCGAUGACGAGGGCGCUGGUGUUAAGACGUACGGAGUGGAAACUCACGCCUUUGCAUUACCUUCACGGCUGGUUAGGUCCUUAUGAUCUGAACCACGCUCAAUCUUAGAAACAGCCCUUACCUAGAGCCAAUCAACCUAAGAGGAGGUGCUCAGUCCAGGUAGGUGAGGUGCUUGCUGAGGACACUCGGUGAUACAGCGAGGAUGACUUGAUGUCAGGUAGUGACAUACAAAUACCUAUCUAGUGCAUAUGCUUGUCGCGUAUGUGGGAUCUACGAGGAUUGUUGAUGAUCCCCCAAUAGCAAUACCCCAACGAAGAAAAACCAUGUGCAGCGAGUUAGUUGCCUGGUUGCUUAAUCAAUAGAGCAUAUUCUGUACCAUAU
Molecule: messenger RNA, 896 nt
Organism: Annulohypoxylon truncatum
Lineage: Eukaryota; Fungi; Ascomycota; Sordariomycetes; Xylariales; Hypoxylaceae
Product: Sm-like ribonucleoprotein
Exons: 2
Coding region: 148-522 (124 amino acids)
Cellular component (GO): NatC complex
Molecular function (GO): RNA binding
Source: RefSeq, a predicted model, not a curated record